Messenger RNA from Ambispora leptoticha, 311 nucleotides. The record is from the annotation of a GenBank genome assembly. Lineage: Eukaryota; Fungi; Glomeromycota; Glomeromycetes; Archaeosporales; Ambisporaceae.
AUUAUCUCAAUGAUGACAGGAUGUUUGAUAAGGUUCGGGACGAUUGGCUCAAUUUUACUGAGCAAAAAGGCCAGGAUUUGAAUGACGAAGAAAUGAAGGCUAUUGAGAACCUUAUUGCUAGUUAUACAGAACCGGAUACGUUGGAGAUUCAAAAAUAUCAACAUGAUAAUGAUUUUGACUUCAUCGAAUUUCUUCCCGAAUUGUCUGAUGAGCCAUUGGAUGAGCGAUAUGAAAAAGCGCUCGAAAAGUGUAGGAACUUAUUUGGAAGAAAAUCCUAUGAGUCUGAGAUGGCGAUAGAUCCACUAUUAUAA